UCCGUUCCUCCAGACAGCCCAGGGCGGCCGGGGGGAAAGGGGGUUCAAGCUGGAGGAGAGGAGAGGAACCCUGACCCUGACCCAGGGUCCUUGUGUCCCCCGGGCCGGUCCUGGCUGAGAACAGGGGCUGCUCCCAGGACCCCCCACCUCCACCCCCCUUAGACGGGAGCCGUAGAACCCAGGCGGCGGGAGCACCAUGCCGAGGUCUUUCCUGGUCAAAAGCAAGAAGGCUCACAGCUAUCACCAGCCCCGCUCCCCGGACCGGGAUUACGCCCUGAGGUCGGACCCUGCGGUGCUGGCGCGCAUCCAUCCAGACGGCCAGAUGCCCCCGGGGCCGAGCCGGGACGGACGGUGGCCGCAGCCCCCGAGUCGUUUCUCCCCCGAGACCCUCCUGAGAGAGACCCCCGACGGCGUCUCGACCUCCCCCGCCAGCUGCCAGGGCAGUGUCUGCGACGGCAGUGUCUGCGACCGAGCCUCCGAGCUGGAGGAUUUCUGGAGACCCCCCUCCCCGUCGGCAUCUCCAGCUUCGGAGAAGUCGGCGUGUCCUUCCCUGGACGAGGUCCAGCCCUUCCUGGCCUUCAAGCCGUACGCCUGGAGCGGGCUGGCGGGCUCCGAGCUGCGGCACCUGGUGCAGAGCUACCGGCCGGGCCCGGGGCCGCGGGCCGGGACGCCCCCGGGGCUCUACGGGCCGGAGCUGGGUGCGAAAGCCGCGGCUGCCACGGCGGCGGCCGGCACGGGUGCCGCGGGCGUCUUCGGGCUGUACGAGCGCCCCCCGGCGGCGGCGGCGGCGGCGGCGGCGGCGGCGGCCGGGAUCUACGCGCGGCCCGACGAGAGCGCGCCCGCCAAGGGGGCGGGGGGGGGCGGCGGCCUGCUGUGCACGCGCCUGCUGCUGGAGCCCGGCUCCUACAAGUGCGUCAAGUGCGGCAAGGUCUUCUCCACGCCGCACGGGCUGGAGGUGCACGUGCGCCGCUCGCACAGCGGCACCAGGCCCUUCGCCUGCGACCUCUGCGGGAAGACCUUCGGACACGCCGUCAGCCUGGAGCAGCACAAGGCCGUGCAUUCGCAGGAGCGCAGCUUCGACUGCAAGAUCUGUGGCAAGAGCUUUAAGAGGUCGUCCACGCUGUCCACCCACCUGCUGAUCCACUCGGACACCCGGCCGUACCCGUGUCAGUACUGUGGCAAGAGGUUCCACCAGAAGUCGGACAUGAAGAAGCACACCUUUAUCCACACAGGUGAAAAACCCCACAAGUGCCAGGUUUGUGGAAAAGCAUUCAGCCAGAGCUCCAACCUCAUCACCCACAGCCGCAAGCACACGGGCUUCAAGCCUUUCGGCUGUGACCUUUGCGGAAAGGGCUUCCAGCGCAAGGUGGAUCUGAGGAGGCAUAGGGAGACGCAACACGGAUUGAAGUGAAAUGCCACCACUCUUUGGAAAGCACCAACAACACUAUUCUCUCCUUCUCUCUCCCCCUCUUGAUCUGUCAUUCUCUUCUCUCUCUCUUUCUCUCUCUUUCUCUGUCCUUCCCUCCCUUCCCCUUCCGCUCUCCCCUCUCCUCCCUCCAUCUCCUUCUUCCCCCGCCAGCCCAUUUCACUCGCCAUUGCUUCUCUGGACGAUCGGAACUCUUUAGCACUAUCGUUACCUCCUCUGGACUGCCCGGAAGGAACGGCAGCAAGUCUUUUCAAGCUCGGCCUGCAGUUCGAACCGAAGGGCUCGAUGCGUUUUGGAAACACUGGAUCAGUCUAAACUCCCGAAACCACAGAUUCAAGCGGGGUCAGGUGCAGCCCUGCCCAUCCCUCUCUGUCCCCCCGUCCCUUAAAAAAACUCCGUAGGUUGGAGGGAGAGGAAGAUGCAGGUGCGCGAGGUGUUGUAACAUUUACUGAGGAAGUGCGAAUUAAAGUACCGUCCAUUUUGCCUUUGUGGAGUUUCCAGUGUUGGCACGAUUUUCCUUCGGGGUCACGGUGGAGAGCCAACCCUCAGUGCGUUUGCUGUGUGAUUUUGGACGUUGACCUCGACAAGGCAUUGCUUCUUUGACAAACUCCAGGAUGCACCUCGAGAGCUGGUUCCGGGUCAGGGAGGGAGAGAGGUUCGUCGGAAGGGAGGACGAGAGUUUCUCUGUUGGAAGAGGGGGAGAUCUGCGAAGAAGUUCUCAGGGAGAGUCCAAACCAGAGCAAAACCUAAACCCUAGAAAUGUCCAUCAGUGGCUGCACGGCCCCCAGCCUCCCCGCCCCCCCCAGGAUGCGGAGAGCUGAAGAAGAGAUGCCCGGGAGGUGGAUGAACCAUCCAUUUUGGCACUAUCGAUUUUGUCACGAGUAACUGGAAAGUAGCUAAAAGGUUACUUAUAAGACUUGUUUGUACAUUUUGGUUUUUUAAAAAAUUUUUAUUCUUAAGCUGUUCUUUGACCUCUAGGUUGGCAGGAAUGUGUCAUCGAUCUAUUCUGCCUUAAACACUCUUGCACCGACCUUAGAGAGAAAAUGUGGUGUUUUUAUUUGGACAACGUUUGUAAAAUGCCUUUAUUUAGACUUUAUGGAGUGUAUUAUGUUUAUUGAUACAUAUUUAUUAGAGUCAUGUUCUAAGUUAAUAAAGUAUUGAGUAUCUUA
Molecule: messenger RNA, 2595 nt
Organism: Ornithorhynchus anatinus (platypus)
Lineage: Eukaryota; Metazoa; Chordata; Mammalia; Monotremata; Ornithorhynchidae
Gene: GFI1
Product: growth factor independent 1 transcriptional repressor
Exons: 7
Coding region: 197-1411 (404 amino acids)
Biological process (GO): regulation of transcription by RNA polymerase II
Cellular component (GO): nucleus
Molecular function (GO): DNA-binding transcription factor activity, RNA polymerase II-specific; RNA polymerase II cis-regulatory region sequence-specific DNA binding
Source: RefSeq, a predicted model, not a curated record